GAAUUAAAAACGAAUUCAAAGAAUUAUGAUAUAUGGUUUGAUUAUGCACGAUUAGAAGAGAAUGCAGGUGAUUCACAGAAAGUUCGAGAAAUUUAUGAGCGAGCAAUUGCACAAAUGCCGCCAACACAAGAAAAAAGAUUUUGGCGACGAUAUAUUUAUUUAUGGAUUUACUACGCUCUUUAUGAGGAACUCGAAACGAUGGAUUAUGAACGGACAAGACAAAUAUAUCAAGAAUGUAUUAAAUUGAUCCCUCAUAAGAAAUUCACAUUUGCGAAAAUGUGGUUACUUUACGCUCAAUUUGAGGUACGGCAAUUGAAUUUACAAGCUGCCAGGAAGACUCUGGGAAAUGCCAUAGGCAUUUGUCCAAAAGACAAGCUUUUUAAAGGAUACAUCGAAUUAGAGUUGCAGUUGCGGGAAUUUGAUCGUUGUAGAAUUUUAUACACAAAAUAUUUGGAACAUAAUCCAGCCAAUUGUUAUGCAUGGAUAAAAUUUGCAGAACUAGAAAGAAUGCUAGGAGAUUAUGAUCGCUGCCGUGCAAUUUUCGAGCUUGCUGUUGAACAACCUAUACUGGACAUGCCGGAAUUAUUAUGGAAAGCUUAUAUCGACUUCGAAUUUUCUGAAGAAGAAUUCAACAAAACAAGACUGUUAUAUGAAAGAUUGUUGGAAAAAACCGGUCACGUUAAAGUUUGGAUUAGUUUUGCUCAAUUUGAAUUAAAUGCUGAUGAAGGAAAUCGUGAAAUAGCUGUUGAACGAGCUCGUAAAGUGUUCGAGAAAGCCUAUGCCAGUAUGAAAGAGAAAGAAUUAAAAGAAGAG
Racocetra persica is the source of this 813-nucleotide messenger RNA. Lineage: Eukaryota; Fungi; Glomeromycota; Glomeromycetes; Diversisporales; Gigasporaceae. The record is from the annotation of a GenBank genome assembly.